Molecule: messenger RNA, 1468 nt
Organism: Coccinella septempunctata (seven-spotted ladybird)
Lineage: Eukaryota; Metazoa; Arthropoda; Insecta; Coleoptera; Coccinellidae
Exons: 4
Coding region: 347-1273 (308 amino acids)
Source: RefSeq, a predicted model, not a curated record
UUUGAGCUUCCAACACUUUUAUACAUUUCAUAAAAAUAUUGAUUAUUUAUGAAUUUUAAUUUUCUGAAUGUAACAUAGAAUUUGUAAUGGAAUAAUUCUAUUGAUAUAAAUCAAAAUAAAAUUUGAAUUGUACGAGAAAUACAGAACCAGUAUGACAUUUCUGUCACAUAUUAACCCAUGAAUAUUCUGAUCUGUUUAAUAUGGAUGAAUAUCAUGACACAAGUGCUAAUUAUUGGUAAAAACAUAAUUUUUAAGGAAUACCACAAGAUCAAGAGGAAAAGAGGUAGUUCCAACACUGAGCAAAGAAGCUCUGCAGUAGAAGAAACAUCAGUAAAAUGACUAAAAAAUGUUUCAAUUUAACUAUUCAUUUUUACUUUAUUCUCAGGCACAGCAGUCUACAAGGGUCACAACAGCUGUACCGAAGGAUGUGUCUAGAAUCUUGAUAGAGGGACCAAUAGAAGAGAUAGCCUCAAUACCUUCGGAGCAACUUGUUACAGCUCUAAAACUGCUCAAAGAUAUAGAAAUUGUACCAGACAACCAUAUCAUAGAAGUAUGGAAGAUAUUGAAAGGCAAUAAAUCAAGAGAAUCCCUGAGUUUGGAAGAUAUAAAAAAAAUGAAUGGAUAUUUGAGUGAAAUACCUGAUACAGAUUUUUUUUAUUUCAAUAUGUCUAACUGGGAUUUGGUAGAAUAUCUAGGAAAAUACAAGAAAUUUGCAAAACAUGAAGUAGCAAUUCUAAGUGCCUCUUUGAUAAAAACACAUGGAUUUGGGAUCUUGAACAAUCAUUCCUGUUUAAACAGAAUGUAUGGAAUAAUUUGUGGCUUUGACCCACAUCUUGUAAAAAAUAUACCAGACAAGGAAUUUCUUCAAAUAAAUGGAGAAAUCUUUGAAAACCUUCAUGCUUGCACUCAGUCUCAAAGAAGGGUCUUUUUAGAAAAAGCAACAAAGCCAACAAUUUUUGGCCCUCCUCAAGUUUGGAAUUCCGAAACAGUCCAUAAAGCUAACAUGCUUAUUCUUGCCAUGAAACCCAGAGAAUUACUGUCAAUAAGACCUCCUGCCAUGGAGGGGAUCAAACCAUCAAUUCUGAAAAUGAUGAGUAUGGAACUAAUAAUGGCACUCAACAGAAAACAGAUUGCAUUUCUAAGCACCGAAGCAUUUUUAACUUACAAAGAAAGGAUUUUCUUAAGCAGUAAACAAGUAUACCAUAAGCCUAAUAUCAGUUGUAAUAUUUUAUUACUUGUAUCUUUUUUAAUAUAUUUAGAACGAGUGAGAUAACUCAAAAGAGUUCAAGUUAAUAUUAAACUUAAUCACAAAUUUCUACUGUGUGAUUUCAUUGGUUUUAACUUAUCAUACAUAUUUCUGAUACUGUAUAAUCAGCUGAUGAACUGAAUAAUUCAUGAUUGGAGCAGAUUCAAAUAAUAUAAUUCAUAUUUUCCAAGAUAUUCUUUGAGUUUGAUAAAAAAAACUUCU